Penicillium waksmanii is the source of this 1137-nucleotide messenger RNA. RefSeq names its product Aldolase-type TIM barrel. The transcript has 5 exons. NCBI's taxonomy places the organism in Eukaryota, Fungi, Ascomycota, Eurotiomycetes, Eurotiales, Aspergillaceae. Gene Ontology annotation, molecular function: oxidoreductase activity; FMN binding. Bases 1 to 1137 code for a protein of 378 amino acids. The record is from RefSeq and is a predicted model, not a curated record.
AUGCCUUCACCACUAUCGGACCCCGUCAAACUGCCUUGCGGUCUUGUCCUACCAAACCGACUAUCAAAGGCUGCAAUGGCCGAAAUGAUGGCCAAGUCCCACCACCCAGACCCUCUCUACGAGGCCUAUGAAAAAUGGUCCACCGGCGGCUGGGGCAGUAUUCUAACCGGCAACGUCCAAGUCGACAUCAACCACCUAGGAAGCCCCUUCGACCCAGCCCUGGACGGCGAAUACACCGGCAAGCGCGGAAUUUUCGCAAACACAAUUGCUCCCUCCGCGGUCCCGAUUUCGAUAGGUGACUCGUGGCUGGAGUGCUUCAUUGGGGCUGUUGCUUGGACAAAGCCUCGUGCUAUGAGUACUGCCGAGGUGCAGAGGGUUAUCUCGCAAUUUGUUGAUACGGCGAGACUCAUGGCCGAUGCGGGAUUUUCGGGUAUUGAGCUGCACGGAGCGCAUGGGUAUCUUAUUGAUCAAUUUCUAAGCUCCAAGACAAAUCUCCGGACCGACGAAUUCGGCGGCACGCCCGAAAAACGCGCGCGCUUCGUCCUGGAAAUAAUCAAACAGACCCGCGCAAUCGUGCCGCAAACCUUCGCCAUCGGAAUCAAGCUCAACUCAGCUGAUCACAGCUCCGCAACAUUUGAAGAAACAAUGACCCAAAUCGCCCUCCUUGUCGAAGCUGGCAUCGACUUUAUGGAAAUUAGUGGCGGCACUUAUGAAGAUCCGCAGAUGAUGGGAUAUCCCAAGGCGGAGAUUCCAGUUAAGUCAGAGCGUACGGCUGCCCGCGAGGCAUUUUUCCUGGAAUUUGCAAAGACUGUUCGCGGGAGACAUCCUGAGUUGAUUCUUAUGUUGACGGGUGGGUUCCGAACAAGGGCUGGGUGUGUUGCUGCUAUUGAGGAUGGGGCUUGUGACCUUGUUGGUAUUGGACGACCUGCUGCUGUUGAGCCUGCCUUCCCGCUGCUACUUUUGGACGAGGGUGUUAAGGAUGAUAAGGCUGGCUUGCCCUUGAUUAAGGUGCCGCCUCCUUGGUAUAUGAGGUUCUUGCCUAGGAACCUUAUUGGAGCUGGGGCUGAGAGUACUUAUUACGCGGCGCAAAUUCAGCGCUUUGCUCGGGGCCUGGCUACUUAUGCGCCGGCUUUGUGA